Molecule: messenger RNA, 1336 nt
Organism: Engraulis encrasicolus (European anchovy)
Lineage: Eukaryota; Metazoa; Chordata; Actinopteri; Clupeiformes; Engraulidae
Product: NMDA receptor synaptonuclear signaling and neuronal migration factor-like
Exons: 11
Coding region: 35-1336 (433 amino acids)
Biological process (GO): regulation of neuronal synaptic plasticity; positive regulation of neuron migration
Cellular component (GO): cytoplasm; nucleus
Source: RefSeq, a predicted model, not a curated record
GAAGACACGCAAUUUAUCCGCUUUGGCGCGGAGCAUGGGAGCUGCCGUGUCCAAGAGGAAGAAUUUAAGGAAUGAUGCGAUUUCUUCAGUGGCCGCAAAAGUUAGAGCAGCCCGAGCAUUUGGAGACUACCUCUCACAGAACCAUCCAGAAAACUGCAACGGAUCCGCACACCUGCUGUCUGACACAUACAUCGGCCAAGACACAGACUCGCCAGACAUAAGCGGACUGCAGAACAACAACCUCCUUCACCCCUACCACCACCACCACCACCAGCAGCACCAGCACUGCGCUACUCCGCCCGGCCCGGGCAGCGGCCCAGCUGCUUGCUCCACCACCUCCUCCUCCUCCUCCUUGUCCUCCUCCGCCAAGCGCCGGCUCUCGGUGGAGCGCAGCCUCUCCGCGGAGAGCGACUCCAUGCCCAGCUCGCAGCUCGGCGGGGGCAGCAGCAGCGGUGGUUCCAGGAGGAAUAGCGGCGGCGGCGGCGGCGGCGGGGGAGGUCUGGCUGCAGCGGUGAUGGCCGUGACAGAGGGCUCCCUGAAGCCACCGGCGCGCGUCUACACCAUCACCCGGGAGGGAGGCACGCUGAUGGGGGGACGCAGCAGCCAGGAGAGCCUGGAGCUGGAGGUCCUCAAACCGGCCCCUGGGGAACCUGCACAGCCGCAGCAGCACACACAGCAGCAGCAGGCGUCCCACUCCAGAGGCCAGAGCCAGCAGUCUCUGCAGGGUGGAACAUCAUCGUCAUCGUCGUCAUCUUCAUCAUCGACCCGUAGCCAUCACCGCGGCGGAGGAGGCCCACUGCAGCGUAGCAGCACCACUGGAGCAGGAGCAGGAGCAGGAGCACAGCUGCACAGCCAGCAGCAUCUUCAGCCUCAGGGCCAUCAGGGCCAGGGUCAUCAUCAUCAUCAGCCGCUGCGGAGCUCGGGCAGCGCCCACAACAUCCGCGACUGGGGCGGGCGGCGAGGAGGCUCUCGUGAGGACUGCAGCCCCGACUGCAUGGCGGCGACGGCCUGCGUCCGGCCGCCCUGCCGCGCCCAGCGCUCCCUAGACCUGGACACCUCCCCCCACGACGGCACAAACAACUGGUUCCCCAAAGAGAACGUGUUCAGCUUCCAGACCGCUUCUACUACAAUGCAAGCCUCUGGGGGUGGCCGUGGCCUAACGCUGUUCCAGAACCUGAAGAAGCUGAUGAGACCAUAUUCCAUUGAGUUUAAAUCGCCCCUGGAGCUGUCUGCACAGGGUAAGGAGAUGAUCGAGCUGUACUUCGACUUCCGCCUCUUCCGCCUGUGGAAGACGCGCCAGCACUCCAAACUGCUGGACUACGACGAUCUUCUCUGA